Molecule: messenger RNA, 1677 nt
Organism: Aspergillus wentii DTO 134E9
Lineage: Eukaryota; Fungi; Ascomycota; Eurotiomycetes; Eurotiales; Aspergillaceae
Exons: 6
Coding region: 6-1523 (505 amino acids)
Biological process (GO): carbohydrate transport; transmembrane transport
Cellular component (GO): membrane
Molecular function (GO): carbohydrate:proton symporter activity
Source: RefSeq, a predicted model, not a curated record
GAAAGAUGGGCUAUACUACUCUCUGGGCACGCCUCUCUCCUCGCCAAUUGAACAUCGCCAUCCACCUCUUCUCCCUCAUCUCCAUCUUCUUCGAGGGAUAUGACCAGGGAGUGAUGGGAGGCGUCAAUGCCUCGCCUUACUAUGUGACAACAGUAGGAAUCGGCACUGCAGAUGGCACCGUCACCAACGAAACACACCAAGGAGGCAUCGUCAGCAUCUACUAUCUCGGAUGCAUCUUUGGCUGCUUUGCUGGCGGAUAUCUCGCAGAUCGUAUUGGGCGGGUUAAUGGUCUAUUCAUCGGUUCUCUAUUUGCCCUCGUUGGAGGUGCGCUUCAAGCGGCGUCUCAGAGUUCGGAUUUUAUGCUUGUUGCUCGUGUUGUGUCGGGCAUUGGGACUGGAGCGUUGACUGGCAUCACGCCGGUUCUUGUAUCUGAAACUUCCUCCGCCGAUCACCGCGGUGGCUUCUUGGGAUACGUCUUCAUCGCGAAUUAUCUGGGCAUCUCCAUCGCCUACUGGCUCUCCUUCGGCCUGGCCUUUAUCAACAACGGCUACUCAGAUAUUCGCUGGCGAUUCCUCCUCGCCUUCCAAUGCAUCCCAGCCCUCCUCUUGGCUGUUUUUGUCAAAAUGCUCCCUGAUAGUCCGCGCUAUCUUGCAUCUGCCGGACGGUACGAUGAAGCAUAUGAUAUCCUCGCCCGGAUUCGAGGCCACAGGGUUAGCGAGGAUGAGAUCGAACAGGAGCACCAGGAAAUCAUCACUGCAGCAGGCAACUCUCAGCCUCCUUCGCCGAUGCAGUUUGUGAAAAUCCUUCUUGGGAGAGGGAAGCCGGAGAAUCUGGGUAGACGGGCGUGGCUUUGUCUGUUUUUGCAGAUCAUGUCGUCGUGGACGGGGAUUACGGCUAUUACUGCGUAUUCUCCUGUCCUUCUCAAUCAAGCAGGAUAUAGCCGGAUCACACAGAAUGGACUGGCCGGUGGACUCAACACCAUUGGAAUUGUUGGAACCAUCAUCAGCGCACAGAUUGUUGAUCGGUUUGGUCGUCGUUCCUGUCUGAUUGCCGGAUCUGCUAUCCUAUUCACCGUCCAAGUAAUUGCUGGAUCUAUAUACGAAGCCUCCCUCCAUAAUCCCUCCAAAGCAACCCAAUACGCACCCGCAGCAGUCGCAAUGCUCUUCCUCUUCAACCUGGGAUACGCCGCAACAUGGGGCACAGUCGCCUUCCUCAUCCCAACGGAAAUCUUCCCCUCCUCGCUCCGCGCCCAGGGCAACGGAUUCGGCAUCACCGGGUGGGCGAUCGGGGUGGGAAUGACCACAUUGAUCAACCCCAUCAUGCUGGGUAGCAUCACCAGCCGCAGUUAUUUCCUGCUAGCGGGGUUGAAUUUGUUGUGGAUUCCGGUUGUUUAUUUGUUCUAUCCAGAGACGAGUGGACGGUCGUUGGAGUCGAUUGAGACGUUGUUUGUGGCUGGGAGUGUGUUUUCGUGGAGGAUGGAGGAGGCGUAUAGGAGGGGUGGCGAUGAGGUUAAGGGUUGUUGAUUGUAUAGGAAUUAAUAGGACAGUAUGGAUUAUGAUUAAGUAUGGGUAGGGGUGCUUAUAUCUCUACUGGUCACAGCAUAUGUCAUUGGAUUCUAUACAACUUUGUUAGUAAUUGAUAAUCAUCAUCGGGUUGGUUUACAUUUGAUGAGGCUAU